UCUUAGAAAAUGCUAAUUUAUGUCCCUACAACUAGUCCAAACCUCUCUAACAGAGCGGCUUCACCACUAGGAUUUGGCGUAGUAAACUGCAGCAGCAUCAAGAAUGGCAAUGGCAUUAUUAGUAGAGUCAGCAUCAUCAGCAAAUGCAGCCUCAGCAGCACAAGGGUAAGCCUGGUUGCCGUUGCAGCUGCUGCAGUGGUAGUAGCGGUUUCAUCGGCGGCGGUGGCAGGCGGGGUGGAGGCGCCUCCGGAGGCGGAGACUCUGUCGAACAUACCGCAGACUCUGUCGGGGGAAUGCGUGCUGCCCACGGAUUGUAAAAAGCCAAGGAUUCAGAAGCCAAAGUCUAGGAAAGCAGAGUCAUGCACUAUCAAGUGUGUCACCACUUGCAUCCGAGGUGGGGAUGGCUCUCCUGGGGAAGGCCCUUUUAACAUCAGGAGACCUUUGAUUGUAUUCAAGGAAGGGUUUCGAAGCCGUAAAUACUGUCUAGUGGAAUGUUCAGAUAUUUGUAAUUUGAUUGGAGAUGGAGAUGAUGGGCCUUGAAGCUCUAUUGUUUUGACGAUGAUAGCCAGCGCCUUCGGACUUCAAGACAUAUAUCCAAGGAAAAACUCCACGACACAUGUAACAUUCUCGAUUUCUGUU
This is a messenger RNA of Morus notabilis, 639 nucleotides long. RefSeq lists its product as uncharacterized. Bases 10 to 540 code for a protein of 176 amino acids. The transcript is spliced from 4 exons. The record is from RefSeq and is a predicted model, not a curated record. NCBI's taxonomy places the organism in Eukaryota, Viridiplantae, Streptophyta, Magnoliopsida, Rosales, Moraceae.